AGGCUAGUCACUUCUCCAAUGAAUGAAGCGUACUUUGACAACCUCAGUGACGUUGAAUUACGUCAGGAACUAAAAAAAUAUGGUAUUCCCGUUGUGCCCAUUGUUGAGACCACAAGGAAUCUACUUAUAAAAAAACUCAAAUACCAUGCCCUAAACAAUGCAAACUCCUCGACCGGCAGAUCGAAUAGGCGUAGCCUGCAAACAAUGCCCUCAACAACAACGGCAUCUUCAUCUACAAAGCGUAAUGUUUCUCCAGGGAGGAGACGUACACAUCAUUCGUUUGCACGUCCCUCUUCCAAUGCCUCGGACACCUUGAGUAAUAUGUCCUAUACUAAUGGUGGUACAACAUCGUCUGAAUUUCGAACAGAUCAGAUAGAACAAAAGCAUAGUUAUUUAUCGAAUGAGGGUAUGUCGUAUAUAUACAGAGACUACGGCAAGUCGUCGGAUGAAAGAAAUAAACCGCCACAAACGAAAUCAUCAUCUCCAAAAAUAUAUGUGCCGCCGCCAAUCUUGGCCAAUGAUGUCCAACGUCCAAUAAAACGACUUGAAUCCUCAAACAUGCGCGAAAUUAAUCGAACACCACCCUACAGUGGAAACAGCGAAUCUUCUGGCGUGGUAAGUAGACUAUUAAAGCUGAGAGAUAUUUCCUUGAGAGGUGGUACACACAAUGCCACACCUUCGUAUGCGGCAAAGAACCACUUUUCAUAUUCAACGGAUUCGGAUUCUGACAGCGGCAGCCCCACUCGAUAUACAUUGACCAAGAGGAAACAGACACGAUCUGUUCGGGAUGUGAUUUGGAGUAAACUCAAUAUAAAAGGAAAACUGAAACAAUCAUCGGUGCCAUAUGUUUUAAUGUGCUGCUUGGGACUUUUCUUCGUAGUCUUGUCGAUUUUGUAUAUGACCAAACCACCGGACAUGCCAAGUACAAUGCUAGAAAAAAGUACCUCAUUUGUUUUAUGCGAUGAACACAGGGAGGGCUUGUCCUUGGCCAGGCCAUCUAUAGAUUGCAUUACCCACGAUUUAAUUGCACCCUCGUUGACAUUAUGCAAAGAACUCAUACAGCUGCUUCAACACAAUACCGAGGUCCAUUACUGUCAAAACAAGGAAUUGAGUCCUGAAGUUACAGUCUCCGAUUUCCUAAAACACCUAUACAGGAAACGAAGUUCCGACAGCCAUAAGUUAUUGAAGAGCCUGAAAGCGGCACUGUAUCUAAUUGAGCAGAAUCCUCAGUGGAAAAUUCAAGUAUUCAACAGAUCGGAAGACCCCGACGUGAUUGAUAUAUACAGGGAUGUACAUUUCAGUCUAUUAAAGCCAUACCUACCACUGAAAUGUAUACUGAUGAACAAACUGCAACGUUUCCUCUUCAUAAUUGGCACAACAUUUCUAAUAGCUGUCGUAUGUGCGGCUAUUUUUGUCAUCUGGCGGUUACUGCGACAAAGAAGUGAAAGAAAAAUCAAAACUGUGGAAAACUUUUGCAAGGAAAUAAUUAAGGAACUGAUGCAUAGACGUUCUCUGAAAAAUGACUCAGGGGAGGUUAUCAUUCACCACCUGCGGGAUAAACUGAUUCCGCUCAAUAAGAGAAAAUCGCUGUUGGGUGCCUGGAAUGAGGCCAUACACAAAUUGGAGUGCAACGACAGCCGCAUACAAUUCGGUACAAUUUUGCACAACGGUGAAGAGUUUCGCACUAUGAAAUGGUGUGAGUCCGUUUGUCCCUCACCAUCAUCCAGUUUUCUAUCGUCAACAACGUAUGAAAAACCAGACACCGGAAAGCCACAAAAGAAGCAAUGGCAAAGCCCGGCAUUUGAUAAUGUGAAUAAAAUCUUGGAUCCGCCAACAAACUGUCUGAAAGUUCGUCACAUGUUCGAUGAAACCAGCCAACCCGAUCUGCAGUCUGUAAUUGAAUCCAUUCUGGAAAAAGUGGGACCUCAGUGCAAAAUCUACGAUAUUCAGUUGGAUCGGCAAAACUGUUGUGUAUACAUUCGUUGUGCCACUGAAAAAGACGCCGGUAUUGUGCACAACGAAAUCAACGGGUGGUGGUUCGACAAUCGUUUAGUUUCAAUUAAAUUCUUGCGAUUACCCCGUUUCCUUGCACGCUUCCCCAAUUCAACAAGUACAACACCACUUACAAUUAGAAAUAACACAUCGUAA
Molecule: messenger RNA, 2148 nt
Organism: Musca vetustissima
Lineage: Eukaryota; Metazoa; Arthropoda; Insecta; Diptera; Muscidae
Gene: MAN1
Product: inner nuclear membrane protein Man1
Exons: 1
Coding region: 19-2148 (709 amino acids)
Biological process (GO): nuclear envelope organization; negative regulation of BMP signaling pathway
Cellular component (GO): nuclear inner membrane
Molecular function (GO): chromatin DNA binding
Source: RefSeq, a predicted model, not a curated record